Trichechus manatus latirostris (Florida manatee) is the source of this 1188-nucleotide messenger RNA. RefSeq names its product neuromedin U receptor 2 (gene NMUR2). NCBI's taxonomy places the organism in Eukaryota, Metazoa, Chordata, Mammalia, Sirenia, Trichechidae. The record is from RefSeq and is a predicted model, not a curated record. Bases 1 to 1188 code for a protein of 395 amino acids. Gene Ontology annotation, cellular component: plasma membrane. Gene Ontology annotation, biological process: neuropeptide signaling pathway. Gene Ontology annotation, molecular function: neuromedin U receptor activity. The transcript is spliced from 4 exons.
AUGAUGGAAAAAGGUGAGAAUGCUUCCCGGAUCCACCAGAUGGAGCUGGAAAAUUCACUCAAAAAAUACCUGAACAGCACCGAGGACUACCUGGCCUUCCUCUGUGGGCCUCGGCGCAGCCACCUCUUCCUCCCCGUGACUGUAGUGUAUACGCUGAUUUUUGUGGUCGGGGUCAUUGGCAAUCUCCUGGUGUGUCUGGUGAUUCUGCGGCACCAGUCUAUGAAGACACCCACCAACUACUACCUCUUCAGCUUGGCUGUCUCAGAUCUCCUGGUCCUGCUCCUUGGAAUGCCCCUGGAAGUCUAUGAGAUGUGGCACAACUAUCCCUUCCUGUUUGGGCCAGUGGGCUGCUACUUCAAGACGGCCCUCUUUGAGACCGUGUGCUUCACUUCUAUUCUCAGCGUCACCACAGUCAGCGUGGAGCGCUACGUGGCCAUCCUCCACCCAUUCCGCGCCAAGUUAGAGAGCACCCGGCGGCGGGCGCUCAGGAUCCUCGGUGUGGUCUGGGGCUUCUCCCUCCUCUUCUCUCUGCCCAACACCAGCAUCCACGGCAUCAAGCUCCAAUACUUUCCCAACGGGUCCUUGGUCCCGGGCUCUGCCACCUGUACGGUCAUCAAGCCCUUGUGGAUCUACAACUUUAUCAUCCAAGUCACCUCCUUCCUCUUCUACAUACUCCCGAUGACUGUCAUCAGCGUCCUCUACUACCUCAUGGGGCUCAGACUGAAAAAAGACCAAUCCCUUGAGGUAGAUGAAAUGACUGCAAAUAUCCAGAGACCCUCCAGAAAGUCAGUCACCAAGAUGCUGUUUGUCUUGGUCUUAGUGUUCGCUAUCUGUUGGACCCCAUUCCACAUUGAUCGGCUCUUCUUCAGCUUUGUGGAGGAGUGGACUGAAUCUCUGGCCGCUGUGUUCAAUCUCAUCCAUGUGGUGUCAGGUGUCUUCUUCUACCUGAGCUCAGCCGUCAACCCCGUUAUCUAUAACCUGCUGUCUCACCGCUUCCGGGCAGCCUUCCGGAAUGUGAUCUCUCCUUCAUGCAAACACUGCCACUCCCAGGAUCCCCCACAUGGCCCAACUGCCCAGCGGAACACUUUGCUGACAGAAUGCCACCUUAUGGAGCUGACUGAAGAUUUGGCUUCCCAGUGGCCUUGUCAAUCGUCCUUCAGAAGCUCCCACCUUUCCACAGCCCUCUGA